CCAUUCUUGAAAUGUCCGCCGUAGAGAUCUGAAAUGAACGAUGCGGUUUUCGGAAGUGCAAGGAAUGCUUGAAAUUUCCUGCAAAGCGCCUCUCCCCGCCCCCCUCCUCCUCUCCCUCCCCCCGGAACAAUGAACUUAACUUUAUGCUUAGUAUGAAGCUCAAAUAUGCUCCAGCUUCCAACCAUAAUAUUAUGUCUUUUUUCUUCCGCUGUUACUUCACCUCAUCCUCUCACUGUGUGUAACAAAAUAAAAAUGUUCAGCUUCAUCGCACUGUCAACUUAUUUCGUCAAGUAAUCCCGUAACUAUAUGCUUGUGAUUUGCAUACGAACCCCGGAUAUUAAACCCCCUUUCUCUCUGUAUGUGUGGAUUAGUUUUCAUGCUGUCAAGGGUCGGCAGCAAGACUGGCGAGACUUGAUCGAUGCUGGCAAAGACUUAUAUGUGAAUGGCCGGUACCAUGAGGCCUACAGAUUAUUCACAGGAUUGAAGGAAGAUAUGGAUCAUCCUGACACAGAAAUUCUCAUUCUGUACCAGGUCCGGUGCCUGGAGAACCUUGGCUAUUCCCAUCAAGCUUUGACUCGGUGUCAAAUCAUGCUUCAGAUCAAUCCGAACGCUGGACUGUGGUACAUUAUAGCGAGCAAUAUCCACCUGAGUAGCCGAAACUAUCAUGCAGCAUGGGAAAUUCUUCACUCGGCGCUGCAAGUGAUCCCUGAGACCCACCAUUUAUUUCAGGAGAUAUAUUUUCGCGAGCGCAUUGCUUGGCACGGCAUGAAUCAACCUAAGCCGAUGGGUCAAAAGGUCGAUAUGAUGAAGAGGCUGACAAACGAUGUACUUCACGAAAUAUUUUCCCGAAUUCCCUUCAAGUGCCUGGCACGAUGUACCCGCGUCUCCCGUCGCUGGAGAAGGUAUCUUACCAGCAACCCCCAUUUGUGGCGCAACCUCGAUUUUAUGAGUAAAAAUGGAAGCGUCAAUCCGUCCACCUUGCACGGCCACUUGCAUACGCUAGAUAUGUCAGAAGUGACCUGUACAUCCGAUCUGUUUCUUACCUUGCUUGAUUCUGUGGGGUCCACGUUGCGGAAAUUACGAUGGGGCGGUAUUACGCUUAAACUCCACGAUGUGAUGGAGCAAGUUGCAAAGAGUUGUCCAAAGCUAACCUAUCUCGACGUGCACGACUGUUUUACGGCGCUUGGAACUUACACGCACAUUGAUGAUCAAGCUUUGCAACGGCUCGAAUUUCCAGGCUCAUUUUUUUCCGAUCAGUUCUUCCAAUUUGUCGCUACCCUCAAACCAUUUUCUAUUACUACGCUCGUACUUUCCAGCAUCCAUGGCCUAACAGCGAGCCAUCUAGCCAUCAUCCUUUGUCGCUGUCCUCACCUCGUUCAUCUUCAGCUACGCCACUGCUUGGUGAACAUUACCCCGGUCGUUAAUAUUCUCUGCUAUUGCUGUCCCAGCCUUCAACGACUGUUUUAUCAACGGAAUCGGUUUUGCCAGCAGGUUCAGUACGGUCAACUGGAAAUAGGAUUGCGCACGCCUACAGUUUCUCCUCACAGCACAUUAUUGUUUAACCGAAAACAAGGAUGGCAUGAGAUUUCCAUCAGAAGAUCAAAAAUCUUGACAGAUUCUGUACUCUAUAUCAUGUUGUACCAGUCAAACCAGACGCUCCAGAUCCUGGAUGUGGAAGGAAGCCCUUACUUAACCGACGAGGCCUUUGUCAGUGUGCGCUCCACAAAUCUUCCUAAGCUCAAGAGACUGUGCCUAAGUGAUUGUUUUGGCAUAUCAACUCAAGGUCUACGAAACCUCAUUUCUGCUAGUCCCCAUCUUCAGCAUGUCAAUUUAUCUGGUUUAUCGUCCGUCACCGAUGUCGUGUUGCAGGAGCUCAGUGAAUGUGAGCACCUGCGACAUGUAGAUAUAUCACAUUGUGGAUCCAUCACCGAAGCCGGUUUGAAGCAUUUGAUCGAUCGCCGAAAAACGAGCUUGACCUCCAUCCACCUGAAAGGCACUGGCAUGCCCCUGGAGGUGCUAGGAUACGCAAUGCAGACUAUCAAGCGAGACAAUAUCUAA
Molecule: messenger RNA, 2058 nt
Organism: Radiomyces spectabilis
Lineage: Eukaryota; Fungi; Mucoromycota; Mucoromycetes; Mucorales; Radiomycetaceae
Exons: 3
Coding region: 307-2058 (583 amino acids)
Biological process (GO): SCF-dependent proteasomal ubiquitin-dependent protein catabolic process
Cellular component (GO): SCF ubiquitin ligase complex
Molecular function (GO): protein binding
Source: RefSeq, a predicted model, not a curated record